CAGCGGCUGUCAGGGGGCGGGGCCGGGCUGGUUGUGUGGUGACGUAGUGGUGACGUAGACAGAGCCCCGGGGUCGCUGUGUGGCGGGGGCUCCGGGACUCUUCCUGAAGUUUUAUCGCGGAUGUCGGGAGAUGCGGCCCGGGCGGAGUCAUGUGACCGAUCGCUAUGCGAGAAAUAACAGCUCCAGGGGUCAUAGUGAUAAGACGCUGCGCAGGUGACAGACGGCUCCUUGGCUGUAGGGAGAGGAUUGUCGGCUCUCGUUCCAGGUUAUAUCUGCUCUGGGCUGUAGGGGGCGGUGUGGGGCACCAUGCCAGAGCUGGCGGGUAUGAUCACCGAGAGCGCCGACUGUGCCUGGGAGCCGCUGUCCCGCAGGGAGAAGGUGCCGUGCGAUCGCUUCAAACACGCCGCGGCGGUGUGUAACGGCUUCGUGUACGUCCAUGGCGGUCGGCAGGACACCGUGCUGGGGGAUUUCUGGAGAUACAGUAUAGCUCUCGGCCGGUGGGAGCAGCUUCCGAGCUGCCGACAAGCCCCCGAUAAGCUGGAAGGACACUCCAUGGUGGCCCACGAGGGGGUCCUGUAUAUAUUCGGGGGGAUGGUGGACUUUGGGGCGAAUCGAGAACAUACCCCGCUCUGGAUGUACUGUACAGAUACAAGACGAUGGUGUGAAGUCAAGGCCCAGGAGGGACAGGAGAACAGACCCACAAACAGGAAGGGGCACAGCGCAGUCGUGUACCAGUCGGCCAUGUUUGUGUACGGAGGCUACUUCGAUAUUGAGGGGACGGUGGAGGAAUUCUGGGUGUUUUAUUUUGAUACACAGAAGUGGUCACCGCUGAGUCCUCACACGCGUGGCCUGGGCCCCGGACCCCGACAUGGACACUCCUGUGUUACCCAUAAUGCCGCUAUGUUCUUGUUUGGAGGACUAAAGAAUAUGGCUGAACAGAGCGACUUCUGGAGAUUUGAUUUUCGUAGACACAACUGGUCGGUCAUCAAAACCAGCUCUGGUCCCCCUAAACUGGUCGGCCACGGUUGUGUGAUCCAUCAUGGCUGCCUGUGGAUAGUCGGAGGAGGAUUACCGUCUCGCACUCCUGUCCAUAAUUUGUGGAGAUAUCACUUUGCUUCUCGCUCCUGGAAGAAAAUCUCCAGAGUGAUGCAGAAGGUGGACUGCGCGCGGAUGUAUAACUGCGCGGUGGCGGUGGGCGGUCAGUCCACGUCGGAGGACCGGAUCUCCUCAUUGUGCAGCGAGCACUCGGGGGCGCCGGGCGGUGACUCCUCCGUGGAGAAGCUUCACUCCUUCCUCACUUUGGGCUCCAAUAAAGUCUCCACCAUCUCCAGCUCCAACCUCAUCGAGAUGAAAACCUUUAAGGAGCGCCCGGCCUCCCCCACCCUCUGCUCCUGCACCUUCUCCUCCUCGGGGGGAGACGAGCGGCGCCUCCUCACCGGCUAUGGGAACGAGUCUUUCACGCUGGUGGAGGAGGAUUGUGCGCAAACUGCUCUUCCCUGCGAGGAUCGGGCCGAGGACGUUUUCCUGAUGAUCGGGGGGAAGCCGCUGUCCAGACACUGUGAGAUCUCCGUAGUGCGGAUCGUGGCGGAGUAGUCACCGCCGGAUCUACUGGAUCAUCUGUUACAUCGUAUGGCUGCUCGGAGUAAUAACAGGGCGGCCAUAUUUACAUAUCAGUCGUGGAAUAUGUGUGAAUAGGCUGCGAUGCUGCAGCGAUCACAGACCUCACCUAAUGGUCAGAUGACUACAGGCGCUGUUCUCUGUUAUCAGCCGGCUAGGAGAGGCCGAUUGUAGUGCUCUUCAGUGUGGUGCAGAAAUCUUAUAACGUUACGGAUCCUAUCAAUCUUAUUAUAGAAAUGCGAUAUUGAGACGUGUCUUCCAGAUGGACGCACCGCUGACUCUGCGCUAUAUUAAUAGCCGGUGACCAGGACCUGAGCUAAAGAAAGAUCUGCAAGGGUCAUAGAUAUCCUUAUAGCAGUGUUUCCCAUCCAUGGUGCCUCCAGCUGUUGCAAAACUACAACUCCCAGCAUGCCCGGACAGCCAACGGCUGUCCGGGCAUGCUGGAAGUUGAAGUUUUGCAAAAGGGAAGCCUUGAUUUACCUUUCAUGAUCAGUGUGGAUGCACUGGAGGAGACAGACAGGUGUUUGGCUGUUCCGGCAUGCUGGGAGGUGUAGUUUUGCAACAUUUGGUUGGACAUCGGGGCAUAUUGGGAGGCACCCUGAUUGAGAUCCAUUGCGUUACAGGGUAUACGGACAGGGACUGACUCCUUGUGACUAGGGAUGUCCCGAUACCAUUUAAAACUAGUACAAGCUGAUACCAAUUACCGAUACUUUGUCAUGUGACAGUUUUUUUGUUUCUUUUUAUAAUGGGGAAAGAGGUGUUUUUUUUUUUUAUAAUAGAGGAAGGCUUUUAUAUAUUUAAUUUUUUUUAAAGAUUUUAUAUUUUAUUUAAAGGGGUAAAACAUUUUUUCUUUUAAAUCAGCUGGUGCCAGAAAGUUAAACAGAUUUAUAAAUUACUUCUAUUUAAAAAAUCCCAAUCCUUCCAGUACUUAUCAGCUGCUGUAUGAUCCACGGGAAGUUCUUUUCUUUUUGAAUUUCCUUUCUGCCUGACCACAAGUCGCUCUCUGCUGACACCUCUGGCCAUGUCAGGAACUGUCCAGAGCAGGAGAGGUUUGCUAUGGCGAUUUGCUCCUAUUCUGGACAGUUUCUAAAAUGGACAGAGGUGUCGGCAGAGAGCCUGCAGUAAAAGAGCGAGGCUUGGACGGCGCGGCGCACGGUAUGGGACCUCCGGCCGUCCUCUCAGCUGAUCGGGACACGGCGAUUUCACUGCGGUGAUCCCGAUCAGCAUCCCUGAGCUUACCGGCAGUUAAUCUCAGGACUUCUAGACGCCGCAAUAGACUUUGAUUGCAGCAUCUAAAAGGUUAAUGCCGGACAUCACCGCGAUCGGCAUUAGCCACAGGUCCUGGCUAUGACGCGCGCUCAGCUGCCGGGCGCACUGCAUAGUUCGGCACCUCCGUGAUACCUGCCGGCGAUUAUCGGAUUAGGUAUCAGGGACAUAAGCAGGAGUACAAGUAUUCGUGCAAAUGUUUGGUAUCGGGACAUCCCUACUUGUGACUAAACCUUAUUGUCCCAUCAGUGCAGAUCUUGGGGUCCUCUCUCAACCAAUAGGGACGGCUGUUCUGCGGACCCCCUCACAUUCAUGCAUCUUACAUUCACAACCCCUUUCAGGAAAUAUAGGGCGAUUCCCAAGUGCCUAUAAAGCAGCAGCUCCGAGAUGUGAUCCUUCUAUAGGAAACUAGUAGAGAUGAGCGAAUUUACAGUAAAUUCGAUUCGUCACGAACUUCUCGGCUCGGCAGUUGAUGCCUU
Hyla sarda is the source of this 3362-nucleotide messenger RNA. RefSeq lists its product as uncharacterized. Lineage: Eukaryota; Metazoa; Chordata; Amphibia; Anura; Hylidae. Gene Ontology annotation, molecular function: protein binding. Bases 307 to 1593 code for a protein of 428 amino acids. The transcript has 9 exons. Gene Ontology annotation, cellular component: Golgi apparatus. The record is from RefSeq and is a predicted model, not a curated record.